Messenger RNA from Lolium perenne, 2731 nucleotides. Its product is annotated as wall-associated receptor kinase 17-like. NCBI's taxonomy places the organism in Eukaryota, Viridiplantae, Streptophyta, Magnoliopsida, Poales, Poaceae. Gene Ontology annotation, biological process: cell surface receptor signaling pathway; protein phosphorylation. The record is from RefSeq and is a predicted model, not a curated record. Gene Ontology annotation, molecular function: protein serine/threonine kinase activity; calcium ion binding; ATP binding. Gene Ontology annotation, cellular component: plasma membrane.
AUAGCAAGCUCACCGUGCCCGUGCACAAGCAAGAGAGGAAGAGACGUCAUGUCUUGCGGAAGAUGGAGCAGACGAGGUGCGUUUGCCGUGGCUGGAUGGCAGCUACGCCCGCUCGUGCUCUUCCUCUUAUCAGUGAUGCCCCAGGGAGCACUCUCGCGGGGACUGGCGUUGUCGCCACAGUCGCCGCUGGAGCUGAAGCGGAACAUAACGUGCAAGAAUGUUCCGCAUCCAUUUGGUGCCAGAGGCUCCCUACCCGGCUUCGAGGUAACAUGCAGCCAAAAGAAUGAAGCCAUGCUGCAGGUCGGCAACAAUAGCUACAAAAUACAGGAUGUGUCACUCGACGGAGGCUUUGUUGUCAUCUUCGCCGGGGCAAUCCGCCAAGUGUGCUAUGACCGCAGCGGGAAGUCAACGCAAACCACUGGAACCGGCAAUUUUAGCUUGCAAGGGACACCGUUCUCCUUCUCCAAGAACAAUAGGCUGGUGGCCACUGGAUGCAACUACAAGCUAGUUGCGAACUUCAGUGACUCGGUGCUUGGUGACAACCCUCGGCAAACCAGCUGCUCCUCCUGGUGCAAUGGGAACUCUAAUGCCGUCAAUUGCCUUUACGGUGUAGCCUGCUGCGAAGCCCCCGUGCCAAUGGACGCCCCUCAAGAGUUCACCUUGACGCUCGACAAGACAUCAGGUCAAGUCACUGGCAACGAGAAUGGCAAUUGCAGCGCUGCCUUCUUCCUUCACCAAGACGAUUUAGACUUCAUGGAUGGCACAGACAGUGGGCAGAGGCCGCUGAAGGACCUGCUGUUGCCAUCUAGAGACCGCAGGAUGAUCUUGGAUUGGGCAAUUGGGGGUGGCACAUGCGACCAGGCCUACAAUAUGGGGUCGCUGUACUGCAACAAUAUGAGUGGAUGUAUCGAUGCACCCCGUGGAGCGGGCUAUCUCUGCAAGUGCAAUGCGGGAUACAGUGGGAAUCCAUACAUUGAGAAUGGAUGUGCAGAUAUCAACGAAUGCCGGAACGACAACAAUGAUUGCACCUAUCCAGAACUCUGCAACAACACCAAAGGAGGUUUUACUUGCUCAUGUCCCCAGAACUACACCGGUGACGGCCACAGGGCAGGGACAGGCUGCAAUGUUCCAUUUGGUUCCCCUAUUCAACAACCACAAGGUUUGGAUGUGUGCAAUCAUCCUGAAAAGAACCCCUGCACGUACUUGAAAUAUUGCAGUGAUGCGCAAGGGGCUGUUGUGUGCAAUUGCCCUCUAGGCAUGAAUGGUGAUGGCCAGAAAACGGGAAGUGGCUGUCAAAACGAAAACAACCACUUCCCUAUAAAUACUGCUUUGGGUAUUGGCCUUGCCCUUGUGGUUACAAUUACUACCACAUCUAUGUGCUACUACUGGGGCAUGAAGAGAAGAAAUGUGCAAAGAAACAGAGCUGAGUUAUUCCGUAAGAAUGGAGGCUUACUGUUGCAGCAGAGAUUUUCAGCAAUCACAUCUCAAGAAAAGGACUCAUCAGCAAGGAUAUUCAGUGCGGAAGAGCUCAAGACUGCUACUAACAAUUAUAGUGAGACACGAAUCCUUGGCCGAGGUGCAUAUGGGACAGUGUAUAAGGGUAUUCUUCAAUAUGAGGUUGUGGUUGCCGUAAAAAAGUCUAGGGUGUUUGAUGAGAGCCAGGUGGAGCAGUUUGUCAAUGAGAUUACACUCUUAUCACAGACCGAUCACCCAAAUGUUGUCAAGCUUUUGGGAUGCUGUCUGGAGACACAAGUUCCAUUGUUAGUGUAUGAGUUCAUACCCAAUGGAACACUCUUCCAGCACAUUCACAACAAAAGUGCACUUGUCUCCUUAACAUGGGAAGAUACCUUAAGGAUAGCUGCAGAAACAGCAGAAGCACUUGCCUACCUGCACUCCACAUCUUCUAUACCAAUCAUUCACAGAGACAUCAAAUCAAGCAACAUACUGUUGGACGAGAACUUUGUGGCUAAAAUAUCAGACUUUGGUGCAUCAAGAUCAGUUCCAUUUGAUCAAACUCAUGUUACCACCCUUAUACAAGGGACAAUAGGAUACCUUGAUCCUGAAUAUUUCCAAAGUGGAUUGCUCACAGAGAAGAGUGAUGUCUACAGUUUUGGAGUAGUUCUUGCAGAGCUCUUGACAAGGCAGAAGCCUAUUUCUGUCGGCAGGCCAGAGGAAUCGUGCAACUUAGCCAUGCAUAUGGUGAUUCUAUUUAAUGAAGAGCGGCUACUUAAGGAGAUAGAGCCCCACAUUUUGGCAGAAGCAGGUGAAGAGCAACUUUAUGCAGUUGCGCAGCUCUCUGUGAGAUGUUUAAAUAUGAAUGGACAAGAACGACCCAUUAUGAAGGAGGUGGCAUCAGUUUUAGAUCAGCUAAGAAGGUCAUUCACCAAGGAGAAAACUAUUAGAAGAAACGAUGUACCUGUACCAGAAAACAAUGAACAAGAGCACCUUCUAUGUAAGGCAAGCUCGAUUUCCAGCCUGCACUACUCAGAAGGAAGUACACUGAGCAUGGAGGCUGAAAUGAGAGCUUCUUCUCACACACCAAGAUGACGCUUCUCAUAAUAUUUCAUGUAACCUCACAGACAAUGUGCAAUGUAAUAAUUCAGAAAUGUUGUAUAGCUCAGAGGAAUCACUAUUUACUUAUUUAGGUCAACAAUCACAACGGGAGAAAUCCUUGUCUCAACUGUGGGGUCAGAUCCAAUUCUACUUUUGAGAUCUACAAAUUUGAAUGGUA